Brassica oleracea var. oleracea is the source of this 794-nucleotide messenger RNA. RefSeq names its product calcineurin B-like protein 8. The transcript is spliced from 9 exons. Gene Ontology annotation, biological process: calcium-mediated signaling. Gene Ontology annotation, molecular function: kinase binding; calcium ion binding. The record is from RefSeq and is a predicted model, not a curated record. NCBI's taxonomy places the organism in Eukaryota, Viridiplantae, Streptophyta, Magnoliopsida, Brassicales, Brassicaceae. The coding region runs from base 148 to 792 and encodes 214 amino acids.
UUUCCCCACCAAUCACAAAAGCACUCCACCGUCAUUGUAUCAUACCAAAAAAAAAAAAACAGAAAGUCUUCUCAAACUCCAAAAUUUGAAGAACAGCAAAUCUAAAUCCAACCAAUAGGAACUGAAGACAAGAUCAUCCAGAGAAAAAUGUUGGCAUUCGUGAAACGCUUUUCCUUGAAGCGAACAAAGCAUCCUCGCGGAUAUGAGGACCCUCAGGUUCUUGCAUCUGAAACUCCAUUUACGGUGAAUGAGAUAGAAGCUUUACACAAUUUAUUCAAGAAGCUAAGUACAUCCAUUAUCAACGAUGGUCUUAUCCACAAGGAAGAGUUUCUUCUGGCUUUGUUCAGAAACAGCAGUAUGCAAAAUCUAUUUGCCGACAGAGUGUUUUAUAUGUUUGAUAGGAAACGAAACGGUGUGAUUGAGUUUGGUGAAUUCGUUCGUUCACUAAGCAUCUUCCAUCCACACACUCCGGAACAUGAAAAGUCCUCAUUUAUGUUCAAGCUUUAUGACCUUGAUGGAACCGGCUUCAUCCAGCGCCAUGAGUUGAAGAAAAUGGUGGGCGCACUACUUAGCGAAACAGACUUAGGACUAUCGGAAGAAUCCAUUGAAGCCAUCGUCGAACAGACAAUGAUUGAGGUUGAUACGAACAAAGAUGGUAAAAUUGAUGAAGAAGAGUGGAAAGAGCUCGUCGCAAAGAAUCCUUCAAUCCUCAAAAACAUGACUUUACCCUACCUCAAGGAAGUGACUUUAGCAUUCCCAAGUUUCGUUCUUGACUCCGAAGUAGACGACUAAAA